AUGAGCUUCGCAAAUCGCAGAAAACCACGGAAGAUCGGGGACGAUGAGGGAGAUGACGAGGGGAAUGGUGGGGAGCCAGAAACCAUAGUCAAGCGUCCAAUCAAGUCGAAGUCUAAACCCAAAUCUAAAUUGAACCUUUCCUUUGGCUCCGGCGAGACCUCAAUGGCAGACGAUGGUGAUCAAAGCGAGGUCAUCAUUCCCAAACGACAUGGCCUCGGCCGCAAGGCCGUCGAGCGCAGCGCGGCGCAGCGCAACCUGACGCCUUCCGGCGCAUCGCAGACAAUACCCGCCCGCGUCGGACAUGAUCAGGACCGGCCUAGCUACAGCAAUGAUUAUUUAAAGGAGCUUCGUGACUCAACGCCCUCCACGCCAAAGGCCAGCACAGACGACGAGAAAGAUCGGACGAUUGAUGUGGCAGCGAAGUUUGGAGAGGUUAUGAGAGUCUCCGGCCCUUCUGCCAUCCCCAGUGAAGCUGAGAUCCGUGAGAAGAAAGCACGGCGCGCUCGCCUGGCAUUAGAAAAAGGUGCGAAGGAGGAAGACUUCAUCUCAUUGGAUGAUCAUAUGACGGAACAUGACGACGACUGGGACGCCGUUGCUCGUGGCGAGAAGGAAACGGUCUCGGAUACUCGACUGGUCCGAGAUGAUGAGGACUUUGCCGAGGGCUUCGACGAAUAUGUCGAGGAUGGGAAGAUAUCCCUAGGUAGAAAGGCAGAACGUGAACAGAAGCGAAAGGAUCGCGAUGCGAUGCGCGAGCUCAUCAACGACGCUGAGGGACUUUCUGAUGAUGAGGAUUCCGACAUCGAGGAGAAGGCGGCAUAUGAGGCCACCCAGACCAGAGCUGCUAUGGGUCAUGGCAAGUCUUCCGGCAUCGAUCGUCCGAGGACUCCCCCCAAGAUGACCUCCCUUCCCAAGCUGUCCAGCAGUCUCGAGAGACUUCGCAUGUCCCUGGCAUCGAUGGAGACUGCUAAAACGCAGAUGAUCAGUCGAAUGGAGGAUCUACGGAAGGAGAAGGAGGACAUUGCCGUCAGGGAAGUGGAGAUUCAAGGGAUGAUUAAGGAGGCCGGCGAUAACUACGAACGCCUCAAAAAGGAAGCCGGUAUUGAGCCAGCAGCCGACGCAGAUGCAUCGGCAGGAGCGUUGGAGCAGUCGCGAGGUCUGGAAAGCAUCGGUGCACCCAUGGCACCUUCGGAUUCCAGCUCUGGCGAGACUGAGAUAUGA
Penicillium cinerascens is the source of this 1218-nucleotide messenger RNA. RefSeq lists its product as uncharacterized. NCBI's taxonomy places the organism in Eukaryota, Fungi, Ascomycota, Eurotiomycetes, Eurotiales, Aspergillaceae. Bases 1 to 1218 code for a protein of 405 amino acids. The record is from RefSeq and is a predicted model, not a curated record. The transcript is spliced from 2 exons. Gene Ontology annotation, cellular component: U2-type post-mRNA release spliceosomal complex. Gene Ontology annotation, biological process: spliceosomal complex disassembly.